GGCUGCCUCCUUCCGCUCCGCCAACUUCCGGCUUCUGGCCGGCUGCGGGUGAGUUUCUCCCUACACACGUGACAGGGGGCUGUUCCCCAUUGGUUGUGGCGGCGGGGGGCGCGCGGGGCGGGCUGGCGCGCGCUCGCGGCCACGUCCGCGUGGAGGUGUGAGGGCGGCGCCGCCAUGGCGGGCCUGCUCAGAAGAUGGCGGCUCCCGGCCCGCACCGCCGGCCUGCUGAGGAGAUGGCGCAGCUGCGGGCCCCGGCAUGGCGGCCCGGGCAGAGCCAGGCGGCUGCUGCUCUCACAGCUCUUCCAGCCCCUCAACCUGCAGGUGGGCGGCGAGGCGGGGUUGGAGGGCAGGCCCGGGGAGCCCCUCUGCCGGAGCCAGAAGCUGAUGCUGCAAGGGGGGCUGAUCCACCCCGCCAGCCCCGGCUGCUACUACUACCUGCCACCCACCGUCCGCGCCAUGGAGAAGCUUGUCAAGGUGAUGGACGAGGAGAUGCAGGCCGUGGGGGGGCAGAAGCUGAACAUGCCCAGCCUGAGCUCAGCGGAGCUGUGGCGUGCCAGUGGCCGCUGGGAGCAGAUGGGGCCGGAGCUCUUCCGGCUGGCGGACCGGCACGGCAAGCGCUAUUGCUUGGGCCCCACGCAUGAGGAGGCGGUGACGGAGCUGGUGGCCGCUCACAGCAACCUGUCCUACAAGCAGCUCCCGCUGCGCCUUUACCAGGUAACCAGGAAGUUUCGGGAUGAGCCCAAGCCCCGCUUCGGCUUGCUGCGUGGGCGGGAGUUUUACAUGAAGGAUAUGUACACCUUUGAUGCCUCUGAAGAGGCAGCUCGGCAGACCUAUGACCUCGUGUGUGACGCCUACUGCAGCCUCUUCGACCGGCUGGGCCUUCCCUUCGUCAAAGUGCGGGCAGCCACGGGCAGCAUUGGAGGCACCAUGUCCCAUGAGUUCCAGCUCCCGGCAGAUGUCGGUGAGGACAGGCUGGUGCUGUGCCCUGACGGACAUUUUGCAGCCAACGUGGAAACGCUAAACGGGGAACAAACAUCUUGCCCCACAUGCAGGGAAAAACUCACCCAGACCAGAGGGAUCGAAGUGGGGCACACGUUUUAUCUGGGGACCAAGUAUUCCUCUGUUUCCAAUGCUGUCUUCCUCUCCCCCGAGAACAAACCCCAGCUGGCAGAAAUGGGUUGCUACGGCCUGGGCGUCACUCGCAUCCUGGCAGCCUCCAUCGAGGUGCUGUCUAAGGAGGACAGCAUCCGUUGGCCGAGCCUCAUUGCGCCCUACCAGGUCUGCUUCAUUCCCCCCAAGAAGGGCAGCAAGGAGGAGGAGGAGGGAGCUGCGCUGCUGGAGCGGGUGUACGAUGACCUCACCGAAGCGCUGCCCCACCUCGCCGGUGACUCGGUGCUGGACGACAGGACGCAGCUGACCAUCGGCAAAAGGCUAAAGGACGCCAACAAACUGGGUUAUCCCUACGUGGUCAUAGCCGGGAAAAGGGUUUGCGAGGACCCCCCGGUCUUUGAGGUUUGGAAUCAGAACACCGGCGAGGUUUUGUUCCUCACCAAGGAAGGUGUCAUUGAGUUGAUGAGUAAAGUGCAAGUCCCUUAAACUCCCUGUCUCUGAAUUUCUCAUCUUUGCUGCACUAAGUUUAUCUGAAGAGCCUCGGUU
Molecule: messenger RNA, 1656 nt
Organism: Chroicocephalus ridibundus (black-headed gull)
Lineage: Eukaryota; Metazoa; Chordata; Aves; Charadriiformes; Laridae
Gene: PARS2
Product: prolyl-tRNA synthetase 2, mitochondrial
Exons: 1
Coding region: 175-1596 (473 amino acids)
Biological process (GO): prolyl-tRNA aminoacylation
Cellular component (GO): cytoplasm; mitochondrion
Molecular function (GO): ATP binding; proline-tRNA ligase activity
Source: RefSeq, a predicted model, not a curated record